Scedosporium apiospermum is the source of this 765-nucleotide messenger RNA. Its product is annotated as Pyridoxal biosynthesis protein PDX2. Gene Ontology annotation, cellular component: cytosol; glutaminase complex. NCBI's taxonomy places the organism in Eukaryota, Fungi, Ascomycota, Sordariomycetes, Microascales, Microascaceae. The transcript is spliced from 2 exons. The coding region runs from base 1 to 765 and encodes 254 amino acids. Gene Ontology annotation, biological process: pyridoxal 5'-phosphate biosynthetic process; pyridoxine metabolic process. Gene Ontology annotation, molecular function: glutaminase activity. The record is from RefSeq and is a predicted model, not a curated record.
AUGGCACCAGUCACCUCCCUCACCGUCGGCGUGCUUGCCCUCCAAGGCGGCUUCCACGAACACCUCAACCUCCUCCGGAAAGCGGCCGCCCGGUUAGCCUCGGCGCACCCGGACUCCUCCUCUCCAACCGUCAACGUCGUCGAAGUGCGCACCGCUGCCCAGUUGGCUCAGUGCGAUGCCCUCGUUAUCCCCGGCGGCGAGAGCACGACCAUCUCGCUCAUCGCUACCCAGACGGGGCUCAUGGAGCCUUUGAGAGAGUUUGUAAAAGUAUCUCGCAAACCAACAUGGGGAACCUGCGCCGGCAUGAUCCUCCUAGCAGACGAAGCCAACGCCACAAAAAAGGGCGGCCAAGAACUCAUCGGCGGUCUCGCCGUUCGCGUGCGCCGGAACCACUUCGGUCGUCAGAUUGAGAGCUUCAUCACCGAUCUAGAUCUCCCCUUCCUCGCCGACGGCGCUGCUACGACCAAUGGCAACGGCGCGGCGGCAAAGUACCAGGGCGUGUUCAUCCGCGCGCCCAUCGUCGAGGAGGUCCUCAAGCCCGCAACGGAUGGCGGGAAGGACUCGGCCGAGAAUGUCGAGGUCCUUGCUGUGCUUCCCGGAAGGGUAGACAAGGCCGCGCAGGGUGAGGAGGGUCAUGCGGGGGAUAUCGUUGCUGUGAGGCAGGGGAAUAUUCUGGGGAUGAGCUUCCAUCCGGAACUUACCGCUGAUGAGCGGAUUCAUGCUUGGUGGUUGAGGCAGGUUAUUGAGGCGGUUGAGAAGAGGUGA